UCUAUCACUGCCCCGGAUCGCUUGCGGGGCUCGGGGCUCUCCUCUGACCACCUGCCCACCCUGCGCACCCCUUUGGCCACCUUGGGUGCAUUCCUGCAGGGGUUGUGGUCGUAGAUCACCAGCUUCAGGCCGGGAAGCACUGACCUCCUGUGAUUGAUUGACCUGGCGAGUGGCCCUCAGCUGACAACAGGCCAUAAAAAAGGGACUUCUGAGUAAAGGAGUGUCAUUAGACUCUGAACCUCUUGGAGCCAUGCGGGCAAUACUGUUGGCUGUGGUUUACAUCCCGCUCAUCGUGGCUGUGGAACGAAUCCCCUUGAUUCGAUUCAAAUCUAUCAAGAAACAGCUGAAGGAAAAGGGAGAAUUAGAGGAAUUUUGGAGGAAUCACCACCCUGAUGUUUUUGCCCGGAGGUAUCUGCAUUGUUUCCCCGCAGAUAUUGCUUUAUCAGUAGGAACUGCUUCAGAAAGGCUGUAUGAUUACAUGCAUGCGCAGUACUACGGCGUUGUGAGCGUGGGGACCCCGCCCCAGAGGUUCACCGUCGUGUUCGACACCGGCUCCUCCAACUUCUGGGUCCCGUCCGCCUACUGCAUCAGCGAGGCCUGCAGGGUGCACCAGAAAUUUAAGUCCUUCAAGUCAGAUUCAUAUGAGCACGGAGGGGAAGCCUUCUCCCUGCAGUAUGGCUCAGGACAGAUGCUGGGCAUUGCUGGCAAAGACACACUGCAGAUAAGUAACAUCUCCAUCAAGGGACAGGACUUCGGCGAGUCUGUGUUUGAGCCAGGAGCAACUUUUGUCCUUGCCCACUUUGAUGGUGUACUGGGCUUAGGCUACCCCUCCUUAGCAGUGGGCAAUGCUCUGCCUGUGUUUGACAGCAUCAUGAACCAGAACCUGGUAGAGGAGCCAGUCUUCUCUUUCUAUCUGAAAAGAGGAGACGACACUGAGAAUGGCGGUGAGUUGAUUCUGGGGGGAAUAGACCAUUCUCUCUACAAAGGUUCAAUCCACUGGGUCCCAGUCACUGAGAAAAGCUAUUGGCAAAUACACAUGAACAACAUAAAGAUCCAGGGCCGGGUGGCAUUUUGCUCCCACGGCUGCGAGGCCAUCGUUGACUCAGGCACUUCUCUUAUCACCGGCCCCUCUUCACAAAUCAGGCGAUUGCAGGCAUAUAUCGGGGCAAGUCCAUCAAAUACUGGAGAGUUUCUCGUAGACUGCAGAAGACUGUCGAGCUUGCCUCACGUUAGCUUCACGAUCGGACACCGCGAGUACAAGCUGGCAGCAGAGCACUACAUCAUAAAGGAGUCUAUUGAUGACCAAACCUUCUGCAUGAGCGGCUUUCAGUCUCUCGACAUCCCCACUCGCACGGGCUCGCUCUGGAUUUUAGGAGAUGUCUUCAUGUCUGCAUUUUACUGUAUUUUUGACCGUGGGAACGACAGAGUGGGAUUUGCAAAAGCUGUUCACAGAAAGGAUUACUACUGAGCUGUAAUAGCAUUUAUUCUGUCUUAAGUUAAUGUAAUGAUCUUCAACACAUGUGUGAAGAAGAGCUUUUACUGCAACUCUGAACCUAAAUAACACUGUGUUGUUCCUCUAUAAGUUUUAAGGACUUUGCAGUGAUCCUUGUCUCAGAUGAUAUAAUUUGGAUAGAUAUGUUUACAUCGGUGAAACAAUUUUUCCUGAGUAACUCAUGGAACUACAGUAACUCAGUAACUACACCUCUCAGGAUAAAGCAGCAGAGCAGCGCAGCGCUCAGAUUUGCAAAAGAUCAAGAAGAAUAAAAAUGCUGAACUGUGUCAGGCUGAAAAGAUAGCAGUUGUGUGUGAGGGAAAACUAAUCCUAAUCCUGCCUGGUCUGGCUAUCUUUUUUUCUUCUUGUGUGCUAGUUUCCACCUCAUUUCCUACAGCUUUCCUUUCCAUCAUUAUUUUCCAUGGUUUGGGUUUUGUUCAACUUCGUUUCCUGAGUGCCAUGGAAAUCCUCUUUAAAUUAGCUUGCUCCAACCAGCUUAUAUAAAAGGGAAUUUGACUGAUGCCUGUGUGGCCACUAAUUUCAACUAUUGUUCCUUGCACCACCUCUCAAACCUGCUUUUUCCCUGGGAUUAAUUAUACCUUGGUAAUUCUCCUUUUUUGUGUCUUGGCAUUUGACGUCCAUGCCUUAGGUCAGGUGCCGGAUUUAGUGCCUGACUCCUCUCCCCCUCGGCUGUGUGAGCAGCUGGAGCAGCAUCCAUUCACAUCAGAAACCCAGACUGCAGCCCAUGCAAAGGGAUACCAGUGUUCCUCCGCCUCAGAUGAGUCAUGGGACCCGUGCACCAGCACUACACAUCUACUGCCCCUUGCUCAGCCACUUGUCAGCAGUAGCAGGAGUUUCAGAUGAAACAGCCACAGGCAGCUGUGCUGAUUUGGCAGAAGAUUCACCUAAAUUCUACCCAUUGGGUUAUUUGUUUGGAUUGCUAAAGCUGGUACUACCCCCAUACACAUGAAUAAAACUUAACCAAACAAAAGCUGCUUUAUCUUAGUGGCAUUUCUGUUACAUUUUAUGUUUCUUUACAGUGCUGAGAAGAAGGGGAGUUGAGGGUAGAACGACAAGUGAAAAUUCAGGUUGCUCUUUGUCCUGGAGGAAAAAAAAAUGUGUUGGCAUGUUGGGGCUGCUUGUAUCUUUCUAAAGCCUGCAAAUGUCUGCAGUCCCAGCCAUGUGCACUGGGCACCUCCCCAGCAGGGCAGAGCCAUGGGCAGAUGGAGACUGGCCCCAUGGUGGCAUUGCUGGACAGAGGUUGGUGGCCCCCAGGCACUUGCUACUGCUGUCUGGAUGUGCCUGGCACAGACCAGAGGCAAUAUCCAUUGCUGGCCUUGGUGACAUCACAAUCACAGCCCCUUAGAUUUUAAGUUUUCAGUUGCAAGACUCAAUAAGUAUUACAAAGACAGAAUGGUUUUCCUGUAGGUAUCUCUUAAAUACUGAUCUUGCCUUCCAAUAUGAAAUAAUCUUUGUCCCUGGUGCCUGUUUCCAUGGCUCUAUUUGCAGCCACAUUGUGUUACACAUUUGGCAUCCAGGCCAUCACCCUCUAGCAAAGGAGACUCUGCUGCCAGCUGUCUCUUUCUGCAUAUGAGACUGGGCUGUGUGAACCUACCCUGUUUCAGGCCAAUCUUGCCUUGAUUCCCUUUUGUCCAUGUCACUCUUAAAGAAUGGAUUGACCAUGAGCUAAGUUAUUUGUCUAGAAAAUGUCAUUUGUUUGGUCAUGAGCCAAGACAAACAAACAUCUCUAAAGGCCCAUUCCUCAUUUAAGAGCAGCAGGGUAUUUUUGUUUUCUCUACUGUGCAGCGUACUUAACACUCUGGUACAUUUCAUUAUAUAUACAAUAUGUAUAUGUUCCUCAAAUAUGAGUUUGCAGUCAGAGUUAGAGAUCUGUUAUUUACAACAGAAGAUUUUAAGGGUAUUGGGACAUGUUCCCACAGCCAGUCAGUCCCAGCACUGACAUCCUGGAUCUAUAAAUUUCAGCACAGAGUAGAAACACAUCCUAGAAACAGGUGGAAAGUCAGGCAGCAUGCACAGGGACUAACCCUCUCUUUGUUCUGAUAUAUCUGAUCUUGCUCGAGAUUAACACCAUCUGAUGGGAACAAACUGCUGCUCUGACCUACUUGUCUAUCCUGGCCCUGUUCUAUCCUUGUCCAACUUUGCCAGCUUCUGUAAGUGCCUUGCUGUUCCUGGUAGACAUCAAGUUGAUUUGCAUGAUAGGUCAAACCCUUGCCAGAAGUGCUUCUUGAGAGUUCAGUAAAACCAGGAGGAUGGUGUGUCUCAAAGUGCCUUUAUUCAUGCAAUAAUUCAACAUUGCUUAUACGUGUGAACAUGAGUUGUGGAUUGUUGGAUUUGCUGAAAUACUCCAUUUAGCAUGCUAAGGCAAAUAGUUUACUGAGAGAAGUAUGCAAGAGAGCACAUAAUCCCAAAAGAUAAUUUAAUACAGAUCAGGGUACACUGGUGUUUGCCAAAGUGAGAUAGACUAAAUGACGAGAGGAAAUUUUUCUGGUAAGUCACCCCAGCACUAGCUUCUUUAGAAGCAAUGAACAGAAUACUGCAGCUAACCUGGAGCUGGCCCACUGUGUGAAAUGCUGGUGUACUACAGAUUGAAUUGCGUGACUUCAGAGCUGUAAUUCCUAAUUUAGCAUGCAUCUACAUGUGUAAGGGACACCUAUGUGGGGCUUAACUGAAGCUCUUACCUACCUAAUGGCUGCUGUGAGGCCACCCUGAGCCUCCAUCAACACUGUUGCAGGGCCAGGGAGUGCUGGCAGAGCGAGUGGGAGAGGUAGCAAAACUAUUUCUGAUUAGCUGUAUAAUGUUGUGGUGGACAGCAGCAGUGUGCAUCCUGGGCAGCAGCCAGGCUGAGAUGAUGAGCAGAGCUCGAUGAUGAUGAGAAGCUGGGAAGGCUUGUCACACUUAGCAGUGCUGGGGUGAAACAAACUGAUGUCUGGGUUGGGGACAAAGAGCAUUUUGGUCCAAUACCUUAAGCCCUGGUGGAAGCUGUGUGAAGGAUUAGAGGGAGCAGGUAUGGUGGGACAGGACUCCCAGUGCAGAUUUGUGGUGGACACUUGAGAGUCAUCUCUAAUUUCUGGCUCAAGUUCCCUUACAGUGUGAAGCACAGCUCUUCGAGCUGAUGUACUGUAAGGAGAGAGGUAGAUUAUGGGCCAGACUGCCUUCACAGCUGCUGAAAACCCUUCCUAUACAUGCCUGCCUGGCAGGGGUAUGGCCAAACUCCCCAGAAACUUGUACUGCUCUCCUGACAAAAGUGCAGCAGUUACUUUGACUUUGUUUCUAGUUGUGUGACUGGAGCUGUCUGGCUGUCCUUAAAAUUUAUUGUUUGUAUUUAAAAUUAGCCAUUUAUUUAAGUUAAGCACAUUGAUAAAUUAAGUUCCUUGACAGUUGCAGAUGCAAUUAGAUUGAGAAACAUUUAAUUGAAAAGUGUGGCUUCAGCUACAAGAAAAAGGGAAUCAGGAGGAAAACUUCCAGAAGUUGCAAAAGAUCCAUUCAGAAAAUUGGACUGCUAGGCUAAGACGCUGUUUAUUUCUGUAUAAUUUCACUCUGCAGAGUUUUUCAUUUUGUUGGUCAAACCCAAACAUAGCAACCUGAAUUGCCUGAAGACUUCUUGUGGAGUAGCAAGUGUGAGGUUGCACCAGUAUGCCUGACUCCAAACUGUGAUCAAAUUUCAAUAAGCUGCUGUCAGACACUAGUGUCACCUCAUCUCAUGGUGUGAAGAAGUCCUUCCAUAGGUGCCUGGCAAAUCUGUGCUUGGCUUUCCUGCAUAAAUGGAAUUCACAUAAUAUGAGUUUAAACAGUGUUUCCUUGGGCCAAGUGUCCUCUGCUUCCUAAACAGACAGGAUACAUGUGUUGUUGUCUAGUGUCUUUGGAGGGUUUGAAAGCGUGGUGCUGCUCAGACCGUGCCAAUAUACACCAGCAGGAGCCAAUUUCCAGGCUGAAAUAAAGCUGGAAGAAGUACAAGUGGGGAGGGCAGUUGAUUUUUGUUCAAAGCCUACCCAGAUGAGAUAGGGUCCUGCUGUAUGUGACACCAGCUAGAAGGGCUCCUCACCUAAGUGGCCUUAGGAGCAGGAGCAGGCAGGUCUGUUCAUUCCCUUCUCAGGAUCAGGGAGUCCUAAAGUCUCCCAGGAGCCACUGGUGUUACCAGUUACCAUGGCAGAGAGGCUGGUUUGUUUUUUGAAGUGCAAUCUUCUGAGCAAGAGAGCUGGGUGAAUUUUCUGCCCAUGCAGUCCAUACUGCUUUUGCUGGUUGUUGCAGACUCUUAACUUUUGGUCCCCCCUCUCUGUUCUUUCAGUCCCUGAGCUACCUUGUCUCUCCCUUGUCUGUCCUCUACUCACUGACGGGAGAAUGCUGGCAAUAUGCUCCAGACUGCACUUUUGUAAAUAUGGGUGAGAGCUAAACCCAAGGAGCUGUGGCUGCUUUCCCGGCCUACUUUCAGACUUCUUUUGCAGGAGUGAUAGCUGAAAGUCCAGGUCACUAUCAGCAGGUUUAGGGAGGUGGCUUGGUCAUCCCUGGAGUAGCAGGAGACACCAGUGCUGACUCAGGUUUGGGUCAAUUAAGAAGUGGUACAUCUAGUUAGCAUGGGAAUGGGGGAGAGGUUUAGGAAGUGGAGACCAGUUUUGGUAGGAGUCAUGGGUCACUUUGUUGUUUGCCUGGGAUGCCUACAGCCUGUGCACUUCCAGCUGAAGAUCUCCACAAGAGUGGAGCCCUAGGCUUAGUUGCACCUGCAGCUCCAUCACCUCUUGAGAGAGUGCUGCAGCCCUGUCAUCCCUAGGGAAGCUGCCAGGGAGCCUCAUUUUACAAUAAACUGUCACUGGGUAUGCCACAUAUGUGCUCCAAGGCUCAGACAUCCCAUGCCCAGCUCAUCAGCUAUUUUGCAUCUACCUUUAGUUAAAGUGAAAUUAAACAUUAAAUCCUUUUAUUUAUUCUACUCUUUAGUGGCAUAGUUUUAUCAGGAGUGGGGCAGAAUUCUGUCCUACACAAAUGUGGGGCCUGAGAGAUGAUGGGCAGAAUUUCUCCAGGCUGAAAAAGGACCAGACCCUCAUCUUGCCUUUGAGCCACUUGAGUA
This is a messenger RNA of Passer montanus (Eurasian tree sparrow), 6572 nucleotides long. RefSeq names its product cathepsin E-like. Gene Ontology annotation, molecular function: aspartic-type endopeptidase activity. Gene Ontology annotation, biological process: proteolysis. The record is from RefSeq and is a predicted model, not a curated record. The transcript is spliced from 11 exons. Lineage: Eukaryota; Metazoa; Chordata; Aves; Passeriformes; Passeridae. Bases 251 to 1468 code for a protein of 405 amino acids.